Messenger RNA from Phyllotreta striolata, 1478 nucleotides. Lineage: Eukaryota; Metazoa; Arthropoda; Insecta; Coleoptera; Chrysomelidae. The record is from the annotation of a GenBank genome assembly.
CUGACAGCAAGCGUGAAUCAUAUUUAUUUUUACGAAAACUGUCACAUCAAUUAUUUUACAUUGAAAAGAAACGCAAAUAAUUAAAAAUGGAGUGGCUGUUCGGUAAAAAAGUUACCCCCGAAGAAUUGCUUCGAAAAAACCAAAGGGCACUGAACAAAGCCAUGAGGGAUCUUGACAGAGAAAAACAAAAAAUGGAACAACAAGAAAAGAAGGUGAUCAGCGACAUUAAGAAAUUAGCCAAAGAAGGACAAAUGGAUGCUGUCAAGAUAAUGGCCAAGGACUUGGUCAGGACGAGGCGCUACGUAAAGAAAUUCAUGCUGAUGAAGGCCAACAUCCAAGCAGUCUCGUUAAAAAUCCAAACGCUCAGAUCGCAAAACGCCAUGGCGCAGGCCAUGAAAGGCGUCACCAAAGCCAUGCAGAGCAUGAACAGGCAGCUCAAUUUACCUCAAAUACAAAGGAUCCUGCAAGAGUUCGAGAAACAAUCCGAGAUCAUGGACAUGAAGGAGGAAGUCAUGAACGAUGCCAUCGAUGACGCCAUGGAAGGCGACGACGACGAGGAAGAAAGUGACGCUGUCGUGAACCAAGUAUUAGACGAGCUGGGUCUACAGUUAGGAGAUACUCUUUCGGGUCUACCUCAAACAGCCGGUUCGUUGCCGGCCAGUGGACAGAAGCAACCCGCUGCUGCCCAAGCUGUCGCCGGUGGAAGUAACGGCGGGGGCAACACGUCCGGAGGCGGAGGCCUGUCCGAUGCCGACGCCGAUCUACAAGCCAGGCUCGAUAAUUUACGUAGAGAAUAAAUUAUGGCGAUUAAUAAGGUAAAAAAAAGGCAGAUUGUACCGAUUUCGGCUGGGCGAUUUAAAGCGAAAUUAAAAUAGUGCGUUAUUUUUUAUAUGCUGAGAUUUAAAUGUUUGAUACACAUAAAAUAUGCUUUAUCGAUUCCACGAAUGUUACGAGGAAGGUUUUCGUUAACAUUGCCUUAUUUUUUUUUUGUUUUAAUUGUAAGUAUAAUUCUGCUUUAAAAAGUGUAUUAUAAAUAGAAUACUGUUAAAUAGGUUUUUAAAUUUGUAUAUUUUUUAAAUUAACUCCUUUCCAUUGUAUACUGAAUAAUGUUUGUUUUAUAUUAAAUAUUUUAUAAUAAAUUAAAAUGAUGUAUAUUUGAUCGUACGUGUCCAUAAAGCGAACAAUAUAUAAAAAACAUCCUAUAUAUAAAUAUACUUCAGUAUUUGAAAUGAAAAAUCUUAUAUUUUAUAGGUAAAAAAUACCAUUAAACACAUAAAAAACCGUUGUCGUUCUGCUUGCCUCUAAAAUCCUCAUCGUAGAUAAUAAAUUAUUAACUAACCUUACCGUACUACGAACGUGAUUUACAUAAAAUCGAAGUUACCGACUUCGUCGAACGUAUUUUGUUGAUUACCCGAAGGAUUCGGCAUUUGCUGGCCCAUUUGCGUCCUCGGCCCGUUUCCACCCAUUUGCUGGACAUU